CCGGUGGGUGGGGGCUGCUGUGGUGAGCGGCUGCCGGACUGAGGGGCGGGCGGGCAGGCGCCAUCCGGGAACCUCGGCGAGGGGAGGGGCGCCCGGCUCCAUCAGCCGCUCCUUCGCUCCCGCCUGCCGUGGCCCGCCCGGCCCAGCCGCCCCCUCCUGCUCCAUGGGGCAGCAGCGGCGUGGGCCGCCGGCCGUGGCUGCGUCGCGCUGAGCAGGGAGCCUCCCGGCCUCCGCCACCGCCAGCACCGCUACGGGGACGCCGACGAGGAGGUGGCCGGAGAAGGAGCGGAGGAGGCCAUGGCGGAAAACUUACUGGAGGGGCCGCCCAACGCGAAGCGGCCCAAACUGAACUCGCCGGGCUUCUCCGCCUCGGACGCCACAGAUUUUGAACCUCUGUUUGACUUGGAAAAUGAUCUUCCUGACGAGCUGAUCCCUAACGGAGAACUGAAUCUUUUAAACAGCAGUGGGAACCUUAUUCAAGAUGCAGCUUCCAAACACAAGCAACUUUCUGAACUUCUGAGGGGAGGCAGUAGCUCUUCUCUCAACCCAGGAAUUGGGACCGUGAACUCCAGCAGCCCUGUCCCACAAGGAGUCAACAGCCAAGUCCAGGGACAGCUGAACAGCGUCAAUAUUAGCAGCCUGGGUGUUAUGGGCAAGAAUCCCUUAAACCAGGGGGAUAAUGCGGCAUCAAAUCUGGCAAAGCAGUCAGUCAGCACAUCUGGGCCCAACACUCCAGCUACUCAGGCCCUGAACUCCCAAGCACAAAAACAAAUGGGGAUGGUGGCAAACAGCCCAGCAACCUCCCAGACAGCAACUGGGAUGUGUAUGAACACUGGCUUCAGCCAGGCUCAUCCAGGUCUUCUCAACAGUAACUCUGGCCACAGUUUAAUGAAUCAGGCCCAGCAAGGACAAGGGCAGGUAAUGAAUGGAUCUCUUGGAGCAGCUGGAAGAGGCCGAGGUGUCGGAAUGCAGUAUUCUGCCCCCACCAUGCAAGGGGGUGCAAGCAGUGUGCUGGCAGAGACCUUGACACAAGUGUCUCCUCAAAUGACAGGUCACACUGGCCUGAACACAGCCCAAGCAGGAGCCGUGGCAAAAAUGGGAAUGACCAGUAACCCAAGCCCCUUCGCACAGCCAUUUAGUCAAACUGGAGGGCAGCAGAUGGGAACAGCAGGAGUCAACCCUCCAUUACCAAAUAAGCCAGGCAUGGCAAAUAGUUUGUCUCCUUUUCCUUCAGACAUCAAGAGUGUUUCAGUUACCAGUGUGCCAAAUAUGUCUCAAAUGCAAACGCAAGUGCAGCAGGUGGGAAUUGUGCCAACGCAGGCAAUGGCGGCAGGGCCAACAGCAGAUCCCGAGAAGCGCAAACUUAUCCAGCAGCAAUUGGUUUUGCUACUUCAUGCUCACAAGUGUCAGAGGAGAGAGCAAGCCAAUGGAGAGGUGCGGGCAUGUGCUCUUCCCCACUGCCGAACCAUGAAAAAUGUCCUCAAUCAUAUGACACAUUGUCAAGCUGGAAAGGCCUGUCAAGUUGCCCAUUGUGCAUCAUCACGUCAAAUCAUAUCCCACUGGAAGAAUUGUACACGGCAUGAUUGUCCUGUGUGUCUCCCACUGAAAAACGCUAGUGACAAGAGAAACCAGCAACCACUCCUUGGAUCCCCAGUUGGUGGAAUCCAGAAUUCUAUUGCCUCUGGAACAGGCCAGCAAACACCUGCUUCUUUAAGCAACCCUAACCCCAUUGACCCCAGUUCCAUGCAGCGAGCCUAUGCUGCUCUUGGGCUGCCCUAUGGCAAUCAGCCACAGCAGGCGCCAUUGCAGCCACAAGUACAAGGCCAGCAACCUGCCCAACCUCAGACCCAUCAGCAAAUGAGGACCAUAAAUGCACUAGGAACUAAUCAAAUAAAUCUGGCAGCUGGAGGAAUAACAGACCAACAAGCUAGCAUGAUCUCAGAAACUGCUCUUCCAACUUCACUUGGGGCAGCAAACCCCUUAAUGAAUGAUGGCACAAAUUCUGGCAGUGUUGGAAAUCUCAGUGGCUCAAUGCCAACAGCUGCGCCACCUUCAAGUACUGGGGUGAGGAAAGCCUGGCAUGAGCAUGUCACUCAGGAUCUGCGCAAUCACUUAGUACACAAACUCGUGCAAGCUAUCUUUCCAACUCCUGACCCAGCAGCACUGAAAGAUCGCCGGAUGGAGAAUCUGGUAGCUUAUGCUAGGAAAGUGGAAGGGGAUAUGUACGAAUCAGCUAACAGUAGGGAUGAAUAUUACCAUUUACUGGCAGAGAAAAUAUAUAAAAUACAAAAGGAGCUAGAAGAAAAGAGGAGGUCUCGUUUACAUAAGCAAGGGAUCUUGGGUAAUCAGCCAGCAUUGCAGGCCCCUGGGACUCAGCCUCCUGGCAUUCCGCAGGUGGCAGCAACCGUGGGACAAGCCCAGCCUGUGAGGCCUCCCAAUGGGCCAAUGUCAAUGCCAAAUGUGCCUGUGAGCCGCAUGCAGGGGUCUCAAGGGAAUGUCCAAAUGUCCCAGGCAUCGAUAGGACCCCGUACAACUCCUCCAAUGAGCCAUCCCGUCCAGAUGAACAACAUGGGAUCCAUUUCUACGAUGGCUCUGUCUCCUUCCCGGAUGCCUCAGUCACAGAACAUGAUAGCAGCUCAUUCCAGCAAUGUGAUGGGUCAGGCCUCUACCCAAAACCAGUUUCUGACGCAGAAUCAGUUUCCUGCAUCCAGUGGAACUUUGAAUGUAAACAGUGUAGCUAUGGGGCCAUCAGCAGCACAGGCAGGAGUAUCACAGCAGGGGCAAGUUCCUGGUGCUGCUCUUCCUAACCCUGUGAAUAUGCUAGGACCACAAAGUAGCCAGCAGCUCUCCUGUCCUCCAGUGACCCAGCCAUCCCUGCAUCAGCCUGCACCUCCUUCUCUAUCCACUGUGGUGGCUGGCGCACCACCUAUUCAGCACCAAACCCCACCAGGAAUGACUCCUCCACAGCCAGCAGUGCCUGCCCAGCCAUCCACACCAGUCUCCUCCUCGGGACAAACCCCCACUCCAGCAGCUGGCUGUGUUCCAAAUGCCACACAGGUGCAAAACACACCUUCGGGGCAAGCAGCAGCACAGGCCCAGGUCACACCGCAGCCUCAGACUCCAGUCCAGCCCCCAUCUGUGCCAACCCCACAGCUUUCGCAGCAGCAGCCAAUGUCUGCCCAGGCCCCUGGCACUCCGCUGUCCCAAACAGCAGCAAGUAUCGACAACAGGGUGCCUUCGCCAGGCUCUGCUGCCAGUGCCGAUGUUAAUGCUCAGCAACUUGGUCAUGAGACACAAAUGCAAGAGAGUAAACCGGAAGUGCAGACUGAAAAAGCAGAGUCAGAAUGUGGUGAAACUCAACUGGAUCCAAAGUCUGAGGUGGAGGAGGACAUACCAGGCCCUACACAAACCAAAGAAGAAACAAAUGGGGUGGAGAUCAAGCAGGAGCCAAUGGAGGUAGAGGGGGGGAAAACUGAGAUAAAAGAGGAAGAGGACAGUGGCAAUAAUGGUGUCACUUCACAGUCCACGUCACCAUCUCAGCCACGUAAAAAGAUCUUUAAGCCUGAAGAGCUGCGGCAGGCACUGAUGCCCACCCUGGAAGCGUUGUAUCGUCAGGACCCAGAGUCUCUCCCUUUCAGGCAGCCUGUGGAUCCUCAGCUCCUGGGUAUCCCGGAUUAUUUUGAUAUUGUGAAGAAUCCCAUGGAUCUUUCUACAAUAAAGCGCAAGUUGGACACCGGGCAGUACCAAGAGCCGUGGCAGUACGUGGAUGAUGUCUGGCUAAUGUUCAAUAAUGCUUGGCUUUAUAAUCGCAAGACGUCACGAGUCUAUAAAUUUUGCACUAAGCUUGCCGAGGUCUUUGAACAAGAAAUUGACCCUGUUAUGCAGUCCUUGGGCUACUGUUGUGGACGCAAGUAUGAAUUUUCUCCUCAGACCUUGUGCUGCUAUGGCAAACAGUUGUGUACCAUUCCCCGGGAUGCUGCCUACUACAGUUACCAGAAUAGGUAUCACUUCUGUGAGAGAUGUUUCACUGAAAUCCAGGGGGGAAACGUUACCCUUGGUGAUGACCCUGCCCAGCCACAAACAACAAUAUCGAAAGAUCAGUUUGAGAAGAAGAAAAAUGAUACACUAGAUCCAGAGCCCUUUGUGGAUUGCAAAGAAUGUGGCCGGAAGAUGCAUCAGAUAUGUGUGUUACAUUAUGACAUUAUUUGGCCUUCAGGCUUUGUGUGUGACAACUGCUUGAAGAAAACUGGUCGAACACGCAAAGAAAAUAAAUUCAGUGCCAAAAGGUUACAGACCACACGCUUAGGAAACCAUUUGGAAGAGAGAGUAAACAAAUUUUUGCGACGGCAGAAUCACCCAGAAGCUGGGGAGGUCUUUGUGAGAGUAGUAGCCAGCUCAGAUAAAACAGUGGAAGUGAAACCAGGGAUGAAAUCCAGAUUUGUAGACUCUCGUGAGAUGGCCGAAGCCUUUCCAUACCGAACAAAGGCUCUCUUUGCUUUUGAAGAGAUCGAUGGCGUGGACGUGUGUUUCUUUGGGAUGCAUGUGCAGGAAUAUGGGUGGGAUUGUCCACCCCCAAAUACCAGGCGUGUUUACAUCUCCUACUUAGAUAGUAUUCAUUUCUUCCGCCCAAGAUGCCUCCGAACUGCAGUUUAUCAUGAAAUCCUUAUUGGAUAUCUGGAAUAUGUCAAGAAACUAGGGUACGUGACAGGCCAUAUAUGGGCCUGCCCACCGAGUGAGGGUGAUGACUACAUCUUCCACUGUCACCCUCCUGAUCAGAAAAUCCCCAAACCCAAGCGUCUGCAGGAGUGGUACAAGAAGAUGCUGGACAAGGCCUUUGCGGAAAGGAUCAUUCAUGAUUACAAGGACAUCUUCAAACAAGCAACUGAGGAUCGACUCACAAGUGCCAAGGAACUGCCUUACUUUGAGGGUGACUUUUGGCCCAAUGUGCUAGAAGAGAGCAUCAAGGAGCUGGAACAAGAAGAAGAGGAAAGAAAAAAAGAAGAAAGCACAGCAGCUAGCGAAACAACAGAGUCUAGCAGACACAAGGGAAGAAAAGAAAACACAGGCACUCGUCUAGAUGCAAAUCCAAACAUCAGAGGGCAAGAAGGGACUCUUCUUCUUCUUCAUCUGUGUCUGACUCCUCCCCAGGCAGAUCUCAUUCCCUUCAAGCCUCCUUUGCUGGGGAGCCAAGGAGACAGCAAGACCGCCAAGAAGAAGAACAACAAGAAAACCAACAAGAAUAAGAGCAGCAUCAGCAGAGCCAACAAGAAGAAGCCUGCCUUGCCCAGCGUCUCCAGUGACCUCUCUCAGAAGCUCUAUGCCACCAUGGAGAAGCAUAAGGAGGUCUUUUUUGUGAUCCACUUGCAUGCUGGACCCGUCAUCAACACGCUGCCCCCCAUCGUGGAUCCGGAUCCACUGCUUAGCUGUGAUCUGAUGGAUGGCCGUGAUGCCUUCCUCACAUUAGCCAGGGACAAGCACUGGGAGUUUUCUUCACUACGCCGCUCCAAGUGGUCCACGUUAUGUAUGCUUGUGGAACUGCACACCCAAGGACAGGAUCGUUUUGUGUACACAUGCAAUGAGUGCAAACACCACGUGGAAACGAGGUGGCAUUGCACAGUCUGCGAGGAUUACGACCUCUGCAUUAACUGCUACAAUACCAAGAGCCAUGAACACAAGAUGGUGAAGUGGGGCUUGGGCCUAGAUGAUGAUAGCAACAGUCAAGGAGAACAGCAGUCCAAGAGUCCCCAGGAAUCUCGUCGCCUUAGCAUCCAGCGCUGCAUUCAGUCCUUAGUGCACGCUUGUCAAUGCCGCAAUGCAAACUGUUCGCUGCCGUCCUGCCAGAAGAUGAAGCGGGUUGUCCAGCACACCAAGGGCUGCAAGCGCAAGACCAACGGAGGCUGCCCUGUGUGCAAGCAACUGAUAGCCCUUUGCUGCUACCAUGCUAAACACUGCCAAGAGAACAAAUGCCCAGUGCCAUUCUGCCUCAACAUCAAACACAAACUCCGUCAGCAGCAGAUCCAACACCGACUGCAGCAGGCACAGUUGAUACGCCGCAGGAUGGCAACCAUGACCACCCGAAAUGUGCCUCAGCAGAAUUUGCCUUCUCCUACCUCAGCCACGCCUGGGACCCCGACACAGCAGCCAAGCACCCCCCAGACACCCCAGCCGCCACCCCAGCCCUCCCCUGUCAAUAUGUCACCAGCUGGUUUUCCUGCAGGGGCAAGGACUCAACCCCCUCCUUCCAUUCCAACUGGCAAACCUGCCACGCAGGUGGCUGCGCCCCCACAGCCUGCCCAGCCUCCCCCAGGAGCUGUGGAAGCAGCCCGGCAGAUUGAAAUAGAAGCUGCACAGCAGCAGCAACAGCAACAGCAGCAGCAGCAGCAGCAAUUCUACAGGGUCAGCAGCAACGGCUUGCCUCCUGCCCGGGUGAGCCCAGCUGUAGGAGCUGUGAACCCCAUGCAGCAGGUUGGCAUGAAUGUACCCCGGCCAAACUCAGCGAGUGGCCCCGUGAUGUCCAGCAUGCAGACUGGGCAGUGGCAGGCCGCUCCAAUGCCCCAGCAGCAGUCCCUGCAGCCAGGAAUGCCAAGGCCGGUCAUGCCCAUCCAAGGUCAGCAAACUGUGCCUGGUCCAAGGAUGCCAGGUGUACAGCAGCCACCCCGCAGCAUUCCCCCCAACGCUUUGCAGGAGUUACUGCGGACCUUGAAGUCUCCCAGCUCCCCACAGCAGCAGCAGCAGGUGCUCAAUAUUCUGAAAUCCAACCCUCAGCUCAUGGCAGCUUUUAUCAAGCAAAGAACAGCCAAAUACGUAGCAAACCAGCCUGGCAUUCAGCCCCAGCCUCAGUCUACGCUGCAGCCGCCACAGCAGCCGCCGCCGCCACCACAGCCAGGACCCUUGCAUGCUCAGUCUGGUUUGCAGAACAUGAGUGCAAUGCAGACAGGCGUCCAGCGCCCUGGUGUUCCCCUCCAACAGCCAGGAAUGGGAGGCUUGAACACCCAGGGCCAAUCAAUCAAUAUCAUGAACCCAGCCCACAACCCUAGCAUGGCCAACAUGAGCCCUCAGUAUAGGGAGAUCCUGAGAAGGCAAUUGCUGCAGCAGCAAGGAGGCGCUGGUUUGGCAGCUCACAAUCAGUUCCAGCAGCCCCAAGGCCCUGGAGGCUAUUCUCAAGCCAUGCAGCAGCAGCAGCGGAUGCCACAACAGCAUCUCUCAAUCCAAGCAGGGGCCAUGGGCCAAAUGGCUCAGCUGGGACAGCUGAACCAAAUGGGGCAGCCUGGCGUAGGAGCCGACGGCAGCCCCAGUAUCCAGCAAGCUCUACAGCAGAGGCUCCUGCAGCAGCAGCAGCAACAGAUCAAGCAGCAACUGGGUUCUCCCGGCCAGGCCAACCCCAUGAGCCCUCAGCAGCAUCUGCUCUCAGGACAAGCCACAGCGUCUCACCUCCCUAGCCAACAGAUCAGCACCUCCCUCAGCAGCCAGGUCCGGUCACCUGCGCCUGUGCAGUCCCCCCGGCCCCAGUCCCAGCCGCCACAUUCCAGCCCAUCCCCCAGGAUCCAGCCCUCCCCUCACCACACCUCACCACAAACUGGCUCCCCCCACCCAGGGCUCGCUGUCACGAUGGCAAGCUCCAUGGAUCAGGGACACCUGGGCAACCCAGAACAGAGUGCAAUGCUUCCCCAGCUCAACCCACCCAGCAGGAAUGUGCUACCCAAUGAAUUAUCCCUGGUGGGCGACACUACAGGAGGGGACACAUUAGAAAAGUUUGUGGAGGGUUUGUAGCAUUGUGGGAGCCUUGGCUUAGUCCUCCUCGUAUCCCUGGACAUCUUGUUCUGAAAACACAGACUUCUAGACCUUGAGUGAAACCCUACAUGGGACUGGUUCAUCCUUCAACCAGGCAAGGAUGAGUUACUGUUUAAAAACAAAGUAUAUAUUUUUUGUUAAAACUGCCCAGGUGUGGUUAAAAUACCUGGUCUUUUUGUUGUUGUUCUUGUGGGGUUUUUUUAGUUGUUACUGUUUAUUGACUUUGCUUUUUUAAAGGGGAGAACAAGUCCAUUAUAUUCAUAUUUUUAUUUGUACUUUCAAGACUAAGCAUUUGUGUUUAACAGAGAAGAAAAAUAAUACUCAGAAAUGGAUUCCUGAAAUGUUGCAACAUUCUAAUGUAUCCUGCUAACUUUCUGGCAUUUGGCAGAAAGAUUUUUUAAUUAUAUAGUGAACUCUGCAGGUAUCUUGAAGUAUUAUUGCCCCUGGAAAAGAUAGGAACUGACCGCUGCAUACACAUACACACAUUACAUGUGUUGCAGAUGUAGAAAUUGUUGCUUUGUUUCUCUGAGAAAAACUGGUUUUAGAUUUACAAAUAAAAAAAUAGGGAUGAUCACUUCUUAGGCCAUGCUAAUUUUAAUAGGGAAGAAGCAUAUUCUUUAAUUCUUUGAUGUGAAACUUGAAAUGAGGAAAAGCAAUUAUAGUGUAAAUCAUGCAAGCUCUAGAAUUACUAUAAAUAUGAAAAAUGCAAGAAGAUUCAAUCACUGUAUAGAAUGGGGGGGAAACAAACUCAUUUCUUACUUCUAUACCAUAUUGUUAAAUAAACUGUGCAACAGACAAAGGGUGGUCCUUGAAUUCAUGUACAUGGUAUUAACUUAGUGUUUGGAUUUUUUGUUAUGAAAAAUGCUGUUUUCAACAUUGUAUUUGGACUAUGCAUGUCUUUUUCCAUUGUAUAUAAAGUAUUGCUUAAAAGUGAUAUAAAUUACUGAAGUUUUUAACAUGUAUUCUGUUCUUUAAAAUCCAUGUAAGAAUGUUUAAGGUUUCUAUUUAUUUAUAUAUAUUUUGGAUCAUGUUAUUUGUAAGACACAUGGCUAAUUAGUCACUCAUUUACAUAGACCCAGCUGGUGGUACCUUGCAAACAGCAUCUCUGGUCUACAGAGCCCUUCCUUCUGUGUGCCUAUGCCAGGGAUAAAGAAAAGCAGUGAUAUACGUUUCCCAUUCAUUUCAUAUGGGAGCUAUUCAUUUGUAAGAGUUAUGGGGAAUAAAUUAUUAACAUUUGCUUUAAAAAUAAUUUAGACAAGGAUCACCAAUUGGGAGUUAAAACAUCAAUUUUAGGCUCCACUUUAGAUAUUUCCCAAUUUGAAAUCAAAGGACGGAAUCAAGAGCUUUCGGUGCAGUAACUGAUGUGAUCAUAGCUGUGUGUGCCCGUUCUCUCUUCUCUUCCAUAAUUGAGAAGCCAGUACUACUGGUACAUUCUGCUGAGUUAAGGCCCUAGUGAGCGCCCUGUUCUGCCUCGUAUAUUGAAUCCAAAUUAUAACAUUUUUGGUCAGGGAAUGACAUGUGUCUCUCCUACUCCCAUAAAAGAUGUUGGCUUGUGCUGAACAUUUGACACUCUGUUUUGAAAGUGAAAUAAGUGCUUCCUUAUAUAUAUUUUUUGUUAAGUUGAUGUAACAAUCCAAACACACAACUGUUUCCCAGUGCUAACUGAAGCAGUAGUGUAGCCUGAUUUUCAAAGUUGUUAAAAGUUGUAGUCUCCUCCCCUGUAACAGUAUUCAGCAAGCAAGAUGUGAGUCUGGGCUCUGGUUAGUGAGUACAAAUCCCCAGGACAUGUUUAAAUGAAAAAGGAUGAAAAGCCCUAAUACUGUGUCAUAUUGUAUACGUAAAAAGAAAAGUAAAAACCUAUAUUUGUGAUCAAAAAGAGAAGAAACUUGAAAUGUGCUGGUGUUUCUAAUAAAGCUGGUAAAAAUGCUUGAAGGAUGGUUCCAACUGGCUCAGUGCCCUGUUAGGCUAAGUGGAAACGUGUAGGCAGCUCACUGUUCCAAGCGCUGCGUUUUGCUUGGCUUUUGAAGUGGAAUGUACACCAGCUGUUUACUUACGUGUGACCGACUUUUCUCUAAACAGAGUAUUGCCAGCCUUUCUAGAUAAAGCACCCAGCAGCAGCCUAUGGCACUUUAACCUAGCCAAGUUACAGCAGCACAGCCUUUCCCAGGAUGCAAGACGAGGCGCUGGAGCUGCCUCAGUCCCACAUAAGCUUUCUCCUUUCAGAUGCCUGCCCUUUUAUUCUGCAAGAGUGGGCAGUUGCUUGCUUUGCACUGCUUGACAAGUUUGCAUUUUCUAUGGCAUCCAUCAUAUUCCUGCCAAGUUGUUCUCAUAAUUAAGGUUCCUGUGCAUUCCCCCCCCCAACUUUCAUUCACCCCAAGUAAUUCUUUUUAGUUGUGACUACAUACACACACCUAAGUGUAUUUGAUGCAUAUUGCCAGAACAUGCUUCUGCAUAAAAAUUUUUAGGAGUAGGGUGAAAAAAAUAAAUUUAGGUGCAUCAUCAGUUGUCCCCAAAAAUCUUCACCAGCCUUUUAAUCAAUAAACACAUUUCUGCAUGUUCUAUAUAACAUCACUGCUAGAUGAAGUUAAAGCCUGCAACUAAGUGCCAACGUGUGGUGUCCUUGCAUAGAGAGAGAGAUCACAGCCUUGCAUUAUACAACUUACACAAAAUACUCUUCCUGUGAUGCAAGAAGUGGCAGUUGGGCAAAACUCAAUCGACUCUUGUGCUAGAAGAAGCACACGAAUGCAUGACUGAAACGGUAAUACAUCCUGAGCUAACUACACUCUUCUCCUUGGGAUACACCUAGCAAAUGAAAGAAUGGCUGCACAAGCAUAGCCAACAGACAAGACUGUCUUUUCUGUGGGUGUAAGUUAAAAACCAAAACUGGGACAGAAUAUGUUUCAGUAUUUACAAAAGGCAGAAGCCUCAUGCAAAAAAAAAAACACACCUAAAAUGUUAAAGAAAUACUUUACGCCAAAUGAACCUCUUGAAAACUGUUGAAGGUCCUGGCAGACCACUUAAAGGUUUUUCUGUUGUGAUUGCAAUGGGUUGUGCUAUAGGUUUUUUAAUUGUAUUUUUGCAGACAUGCCACAGACCAUCUGACUGAAGCUCGUGGAUCAUUGGUGGUCCACAGAACAGUUUGGGAACCCCUGCUUUAGAGUAAGCUUAAGCCAGCUCAUUGUGUUUUUUAAAAAAUGCAUUUUCAUAUGAUCCGUUCAUUAGCUAAGCCAUUAUCCUCUGGUUUAUUGGUUUCUGGACCACAGUGGGACAAAUGCUUUCAACUCCAUUUUUCUUACACAGGAGCAGCUAGAAAAACAAGCACCAAUUAUUCAUCCCUUGCACCAAAAGUGGCCUUGGGCUCCAGAUCACUACACUAAACUCCAGGCCGGCCAGCAAAACAUCUGGAAGGCAGUGAUGGCAGUUUCAUCCUAAAUAUGGGAAGGGCAUCUUGAAGGAUCCUUCUUAUUCAGUAUCCCUCUCUCUUGGUGUCACUCACUGUUGUGAGAUAUUUUUAUUACAUAGACAUGUUAAACGCACCUGUUUAAAACUUGAAUACAUUCUAGAAAUUCACGCUGGUAGACAGGGGCACUCAAGCCCUAGGAAAACAAGGUGCUGGAGAGCCUGAAUCUAGGCCAGAGAAAACAGAGGGAGAUUAUGCUGCUACUAUACUAUUACUGUAAGCACUUGGCUGCCUUGAAGCAACCACAACGAGAAUCAGCAAGUGUCAUCCUUGCUUACCCAAACUGGUCCUGGGACAUUUGGACUGACUACAGGAGCAGCUCUUUUCUCCCAAAGCAAAGCUACGCUCAGAGAGACCAACCCUCCUGCACAGCUCAGUCCCAAUACAUAAUCCAGAAGGGAUGAUCCAAGUCAUCACAGCCACACCUCUUCCAGGGAACAAGCAGGCUGGAGCAAAGGGAAAAUAUGAGCAGAAAAAGGAUCAGCAGCUGCACGGAAAGUCAAAAGGACACCAGCAGCGUUUCUGCCAUGAAGACCCUGAUGCUGCCAUCUCUUAGAAGUAUCUCAGAACCGCCGUCUCCCCUUUUUGGGGGGCCUCUGUAAAUGGUGCUGCUUCUCUCGCCGGGCUUCUGCAGUGGUAAAGGUAAUGCAGUGAGCAUCAAGGAAGUCCACCAGGUUGCCCAUAGCAAUCUUGAUGCCAUUUUGCUUCAGUUCUGCCUGCAGCCCAGCCAGCUCAAUGGGCCGAUACAGCAAGAUCUGGCGACACAGAGAAGGCUUCGAAUGGAUAUAGUGCUGCAAGGCUUCAUGGGCUGCAGCCUGAGUCUCCGGGACAUGCUCCUCUUCCUCCUCAGUAAGCAUGCUAACCUCAGCUGAAAAACUGGAAGGGAGAAAAAGAAGUCAGAGAAUCCCUUGAGUGCCCUUCUCUAGCCCUUGGCAAGAAGUCAGGAACGCAACACAGCUCUGGCCACAGGCCUGGAAUGCCACAAAGGAAACACAGGAAGCUUCCUUACACAAUCGGAAUACUGAUCCAGCUAGCUCAGUGCUGCCGCCACUGACUGAGAACGGCUCUCCAGGGUGCCCAGACAGGAGUAUCUCCCACCCACCUGGAUACAACGAGGACUGGGCGUGGGACCUUCUGCACACACAGCAGAUGCUAUGACACUGAACAAAGCCCUUCCCAAGCCUGUGCAAUAAGCGCCUUCCAAGGCAGUAGCAAUAAGGAUCCAGUCUGUGUAGUCCAAUGCCACAGGAGUGCAAAUCAAAAACUCCAGUGUGGCUCUUGGUACACAGAUCAGCUUCCUAAGCAUCAUUUUUAUUUAUUUUUUGAGAAGAUUCUAGCCCUUCUACAUAAGCCUAUGUUUGAAAGUCUGAACAACAGCUGCUGAGAGCUCAGUGGGCAGAAGGGUAGCUGAAGGGGGUGGGAAGCUUCUGAACUCCUUCCCAUUUGAUAGCAAAAUAAGAAUAUGUCGAGAGGGAGAUGCUCAUUAGUUCAAAGGGGUGAUAGAAGCUGGCUUUUUGACAGCAGUAGAAUUGCCUGGGCAUAGAAUUUACUUGCUAGUACAGAGGCCAGAUAGCCCAGAUCAAUUUCAGUUCCUGCCCAGAGGGAACCAGGCACGAAUGAAUACCCUCCCCUAAACCAGCCUUGUACCUCUGUGAUGCUACAGAAGCCGCCUCACUGUCAGUCCCUGAAGACCCAGCUGAUUCCUGAGAAGCUCUAUUUGCUGAGCCAUGGGGGCUCCCUGCUGGAGAUGAAGCAGUCUCCUUCGGCCACCCUGAACAGCGUGGCUCAGCCAUCUGCCCAAGGCCCCAAUCGCCUCCCUCAGGAUUCCUGAAGCUACUGACAGUUUGGCGCCCCUGAACCAUCAAGCGGGGCUCAGGAAAUCCUGGCAGUUGCUUCUGAGUGGUGUUGGAGGCAACUGCCAAUUUAGGCUUUCUCAAGACUGGCUGUGCUGGGCUGUGAUGCAGAGCCUGUUCCUGGGAAUUGCUUCUCGCCCUUUGGUGAGUGUACUGGAAUAUCUCCUUCAGCUUCAAUACCAUCUGCCGCUUUGGGAGAGCACGGACUCCAAACCUGGGACAAAAAGGCAGAAGGUCACAGUGGAAAACUGCCGUGUCUCCUAAGUGGCCUCCUUACCAUUUACUCUGCAGCAAUUCUCCCUGCAGAAGCAGCUCAGCCCUCGCCUGCCAGCACCAACCUGCUCAGCUCCUCCUUUAGCUUUGGGGUCUCCAUGACUGAGUAUGACGGCAUUGGGGUCUGUGGAGCUGUGCACAGCGUUUCCUUGACCCGGCAGGCAAGAUCUGUUAAAAGAACAAGUUGGAUACAAUCACUGCAGCAAAAGGUCCACUAGGGCAAUUACAAAGCUCCACUGAUGCCCGUCGUUGCCUUGGGUUUGCCAGUGGCUAAAGCUCCUAUCGCCACAAUAUCCAGUAAGAUAUACACAUCCCCAUAAUUGCACAACCAAUUUCUAAAGCACCUGAAGGGUCAGCAAAACAUCAGAACGCUAUCUUGGAAGCACAUUUCACUAGAAGGCCAAGGCAGGAACAGAGUUUAAAAAUGCUUCCUGUCUUCACCCUGGCCCACAGAUGAGGAAACCUCCAGAUGUUGCUGGAUGGAAACUCCCACUAUACCUGACCGUUGGCUCUUCCGGUUGAGGCUAAUGUCAGCUGGAGUCCAGCAACAUCUGGAAGACCACAGGUUUCCCCAUCUAGAGGUAUGCGGGGGGGGGAGAUGGACGGCUGCUUACUUUACUUGCUGCGGCAACUGAGGAGCGGUCAAAGCAAGAUGGGACUCGGCCAACUUCAAGGCUUCUGUUUAUGUGCCUGAGCGUGGUAUUUCAUACAUAGACAACAGGCUUGACAGUGAGGUCACAGGAGCAGAGGAUGCCAAAACCAGUUGUUGGUUCCAUCUGUUUUUACUUCAUGAUGCUCUUGGCACAGCUGCCAAUCAGAAUAAGAACCAAGAGAACAGAACCCCAUGCCAAUUGCUGCCCCAAUUGCUGGUUCAGAGCAGCCGCUUACCUGGACUGUUUUGAACAGGCCCUGCAGCAGACACUCCCAGGGUGAGAGGAAGGGCACUGCUGUUGUGAGAAGUUUCUUCAGUCAAGUCAUCACAGUCCCGCCUGCUGCCCCCUGAUGAAUCUGCACUUCUCUGCGCCACAUGACUCCCAGCAGGAGGGCCGUCAUCCCGCCCUCCCAAAGCUUGUGGUGGAGUCAAGAGUUGCUUUUUGGCAUAUGCUGUAAUAGGAAGAACGCUGCCAACAGCCUCCUCCAAAAUGGGUGGCUCCUCCCCUGGCACAACGGAGGCACUCCAUGGCAAAGGUGCUCCUGCUUCCAACUCCUCUUCACUAUCGUACACAACCACCACAUGGCCGCUGCCGGGCGGGCUGUUGCCAGCGGAAAGCAAGCCCUUCAGAGACUCUCUUGCUGGAAAAAGGCUUGUGGCCUUGCUGGGAGUGGGUUGGCUCGCCGCAGUCUCUCCAGUCCAUUGCUCUUCUGACGGAGGCUUCACGGUGGGCUGUGUGUUGUUGCACCCAUUCCUGCCCAGUGGAGGCGUGUCUGGCACGAGCGUCUUCCCUCCCUCCCUCCAACUCAAGCAUUCAUCCCAGUUGUCUUCUUCAUCACUGCUCAGCCUUAAAAGCUGCUGCCCCUGACCCUGAGGAACUGCUUCACCACAAACGAACACCCCCAGCAAAGGUUCCCCAGGGCCCAAUGAGUGUGGGGGCAGCCUCUGGCAACUGGGCACAUCUGCACCCAGGCUCAGCUUACAUUCAGAAGCCCCUGACUGUUGUCCAGAAAGGCUGGGUUCAGUGAAGGAAAAUGCAACAUCCACCUGCUCCUUCCCUUGCUCCCGCUCCACCUCUUCAUCAGAAUCCAAGACCACAAUAAGGCUAUCGUCCCAGUUCACACUGAGAGAUGGAGUUGAGCCACCUAUUGGCUUCUCUGGAUUGCUGUGUGGAUCCACACUCUUGCCCUGUGCACAUUCCUGCUCACUGUUCUGAGAGGAAGAGAGCCUACGAAGCGUGCUUGGCUGUGAUUCAGAUGGAAAACGUGAGAGAACUUCUGAGGGGUCUCUGGAACAUUUUGUCCUCAAUUUGGGAGACGAUACCAGGGGCAAAACAGACACAUGCAUACCAAGGUCCCUGGAACACCCCCUCAGUGUUGACCCAAGUUCUUUCUGUGACUCUGGGCCCUGGAAGAGGCUGGGAAAUUUUUGAGCUCCAGGACCUUUGCUGACCAGGCUAACAUUCAGCUGUGUGGCACUUUGGCUCUGCUGGAAGAGCUCAGAACACUCCCCCUGUGUGACAGAAAAGAGGCCCCCGGACUUCUCGUGGAGUUCCAAAUUUUCCUUGGCCACCCCAAGCAGAGACUUCGUUCGGGGCUGUCUUCUGGUGGUUGCUCCAAGAGGGUUUGUCUCGCUGGUGUCUUGCUCAGGCUCAAAAGGAGGUCUUCUUAAGUCCACUUGGCUACCGGCAUCACAGACUUUCCACGGGGGUAGUUCAAGGUGAAGGUUUCCUUUGCGUUCUGUAACAGCCAUGUCUGCCGAAGGCUCCUGCAGCACCUUCCUUGGGGAGGUGCCAUGAUGGACCACCUGUCCUUUCCCUGCACUCUGCUUGCUCUCACUGCUUGCUCUCUGCUUCUCUGCCCCAUCUUGAGCAGCUUUUCCCUGGGUGGCAGCAAACUCAUAGAUCUCCUCUAGUUCCUGCUCUCCUACGGUCUCAAGGUCUGUUUUCUCUUGUUGUCUACAUUUCAGCAAAGCUUCUUCAUCUUCAUCCAGCCACAUGGACUUCAAGAGUUCCUCAAAGGUCUCAGCUCUGACUUCACCCUCCUCUUCCUCAGAUACAGUAAUGCCAGAUUGACUUCCACACAGAUCAGCCAAUUCAGUCACUCCAAACCUGCAACAAUUUAAGUACACGUGAAUGCAUCUCCACCUCUGCCUACCACAACUCAGCGCAGAAAACAAGAGUGCCUGUGUCAAGCUUCACAACCGGCAGCCGGAUGGCAUCCUGCCAACACCACAGAAAAACAUCUAGCUUGGAAACCCUCUGAAGCAGCAACAUACAGACCUCGUGGCCAGAGCAGCCACUUCUGACAGCACAUGGCGAGGAAGUGAGUGGUCAGCUGUGUAGAGGUACUUCAGGAACAGAGCAACGGCUUCCCCUGGCACAUCGUUCAGCAGCACACGGCGGGUCUGAGCACCCCCUUCUUCGGCCACUGUGAUACCUUUGUGGUCAGCCUGGCAUGGGAUGGGGGAAAGAAGCAGAGACCUCUGAAGCAGUCACCAGAAUCCAUCGUCAGCAGGUUGUUUCAAACAUUACUUCUCCCAUGCAGAAGCUGUCAAUAAGGAGACAUCCCAGGGUGUUACGCUGACCCACGACUGCCACCACAGACUGACUUUUUAGUGGCUUCUGCAUAGUGUGAACCCUGUGCAGAGGAACGCCAGCCAAGCAAUCUCUUUCCUGGCCAGCUUCGGUCUUGAAGUGCAACAGCAAGUUGCUCCUUCACACAACAGCAAAAUCUCCCUGACACGUUCUCUUCUCAAGCCUGGCAACCUGGCUAAAGCUUCAUGUCUCAAUCCUACCUCACCUUCCUCCACAGCAGAACUACACUCCUCCUUUUCUAAAGGUCAGGCUCUCUCAUCAUUUCUUGCAAACCUCUUCCAUUCAUUCUUGCCUCUUUGCCUAAACGCCUCUGUUCUGCUCCUCAGUGCAAUCAUGUCAUUCCUUCUGUAUAGGACUCUCAUUCAGUGAGCUACUGCCUGCUGGCUGGGGAGUGUGACUACUUGGUGCUGCACAGAGCAGACCCUUCCCUCCAGGGUUUCCACAGCUGCAGCGCCUCCUGUUGUCUUCCAGCAGCUGCUUUUGAGCUAGAAAACCCCCAAAGGCAGACCGACAGGGACAGGCAAUACUGCUUGGCCUCCAUGGGGCUCAGGCGGCUCUGCGCAGCCAACAUUAGGAGGAUGUUUCAUUCAAAGGGAAUGUUUCACCACUUGCCUUAAAGCCCACAGGACGAAGCAGAUUAAGAAUUCCGGGCCAGAGUAAUUAACAAGAAAAUCCUUUCAUUUUAAAAUGGGGAGUGGAAUGCACAUUUAUACAAACACUCCACUCUCUCACUUACCAUUUCCAUAAGCUGUGGACACCGUGCGUAAAGCACAAACAUGUGGGCAUAGAGGAUCUCCCCACUGUCCACCUGGAACUGAAUGUCACUCAGAUGGGGGUUGUUAACCAUCGCCCUGAAGGCAUCAGCCAAUGAGCCAAGUAGGAGCUAGGAGAGAGAGAGAGAGAAUGAAUGUAUCUGAAUGAAUAUCCAUGCUCCCCUUCCUUCACACCCUGCUUAAUGGGAGGGUUCAAACUCCUCUCUAGAAAUCAGCUGGAAAACAAGAGUUUGAGAAAGGUCUCUGGGGGGCUUAAGUCUACCCCUACCUGCCAAAGGUCUUCGCAUGCCAUGUUUUCAGCAAAAGCUACCAACAUACUUGGGCUGGAAACAUUUUUUGUUGUGGGAGGCUGAGACGUCAGGAUUCCCCUCAUGCUCCAUGGCCCAGCCUACAUGUGCACUGGCUGCCUUACAAGGGGCUGGAGAGAUUUCCACUCUGUUUCAGGGAAUUCUCUCUUUCUUAAUCAUCAGCUGAGCUGCAGAAUUCUUAAUUAAUACCAUGCCAUCCAUCCAACAAAAAACAGGGAUUUACCAUUUGACAACAGCUUCUUUGCAGCAGCUGCUUCUCUAGUGGCUGGACAAAAUUGCUCUUCAGGACACCACCAAGAACCUGAUCUUGACCUCAAUCAAGAAAAAAGAAUACACAAAGCCAAAGGAAAGAGUUUUAAUUUCCUGCUCUGAGUCAUACGAAUCCCUGCAAUGGACGUUGAUUAUCCUGGUGAAAUCUAACCCCUGCAUGGAUAUAUCUCCAGAGGGCAUGGAUCUAGCUCCAAGCUCAGCUAAGUGCUAAUCAAAACCAUUCUACAAAAGGAAAUCCUCACCGGACCCCUCCAGCUGCUGAACAUCCAGGUUCCACUGGGUGAGGGUGAGCCCUUCUCCAGCCAGCUCCACAAGAUCCUGCAGAGUCUCAACAUCUUUCAGGCUGCAAGCAUGCUUCUCCCUUUCACCUCCAGGGCUGCCCUCUUGAGUCUCUCCAUAGAGUCUUCCUCGGAGAAGUCCAGCAUCAGAGAACCCUUGCUCCAUCUCUGUUGGCCUGCCGGGUCCCAGUGCUGGUUUCUGGAAAAGUAGAUGAAUCACAGGUAGCACAUGGCAUAUUUAUUUAGAUUUAUAGUGUCAAGAACGCCUGGUUUCUAAAAUGGUUCUGAGGCAAGGAAUUGUGGGGAAAACAUCUUGCCUGAAAAGGGGCCUCUGUGAAGGCCAUGAGUUUGCAGUUCCCACAGCUGAAGCUAGUUAAUUAGGCUACCAGCAAGAACACCUGCUUAUCAGUGGAAACUGGUACUUCAAGGCCAAGCAGCCUGAGAGAAAGCUCCCUGAUUGGCUAAUUAAUUCCUGGCUGUUGCUGGGCGUUUUUCCAUAAGAAUAGGAUUCAGACCUUAGUCUUUGUUCCCCAAUGUUCUCCUAUGGUUGCUGAUGCUACCUUGGGGGGAGGGGUGGUCCAUCUUCUAUCUGCUAUUCAGGCUAUACAUCUCUGGGGAGAUGUGGAACCAUGAAGUCAUUUUGCUGUUUACCUUUACUGUAAGUAUAGAUUAGGCUGGACAGUUUUGUUAAUUUUAUCUAUAACUGUAAGUCUCUGUAUUUUACCUAGCUCUCAGGGGUGUAGAUUUUAAGGAACUAUUUUGCUGCUAUAU
This is a messenger RNA of Rhineura floridana, 19025 nucleotides long. It is a transcript of the gene CREBBP, whose product is annotated as CREB binding protein. NCBI's taxonomy places the organism in Eukaryota, Metazoa, Chordata, Lepidosauria, Squamata, Rhineuridae. Gene Ontology annotation, cellular component: nucleus; transcription regulator complex; histone acetyltransferase complex. Bases 298 to 7770 code for a protein of 2490 amino acids. Gene Ontology annotation, biological process: positive regulation of transcription by RNA polymerase II. The transcript has 32 exons. The record is from RefSeq and is a predicted model, not a curated record. Gene Ontology annotation, molecular function: transcription coactivator activity; protein binding; chromatin DNA binding.